This is a messenger RNA of Annulohypoxylon truncatum, 2838 nucleotides long. RefSeq names its product terpene synthase family protein. The record is from RefSeq and is a predicted model, not a curated record. Gene Ontology annotation, biological process: diterpenoid biosynthetic process. The coding region runs from base 1 to 2838 and encodes 945 amino acids. The transcript is spliced from 4 exons. Lineage: Eukaryota; Fungi; Ascomycota; Sordariomycetes; Xylariales; Hypoxylaceae. Gene Ontology annotation, molecular function: terpene synthase activity; magnesium ion binding.
AUGGCUCACCAUUCUACUGAAACUCUUUCUAGAAUGUUCACAACAAUUACGCACCAAGAUCUCAACGCUCAGGCGAGAGGCCUUCUCCAACGCAUCUCGGGGCGACGAGAUCCUUUGUAUGGGUUUGGGGGUAUGAGCUGUACUGUUUACGACACAGCAUGGGUCUCCAUGAUCGCGAAAAUAAGCCACGGACUAAAACGAUGGCUCUUCCCCGAAAGCUUCCAUUAUAUCCUAAACGCCCAACUUGAGGACGGGGGUUGGGAGACAACGAUGUCUCAGACCGACGGAGUUCUCAACACUGCAGCCUCGCUUCUCUCUCUCAUUAAACACGCAAGAGAGCCUCUGCAAAUCCGUCAGGUCUUGGACAGUGAGCUACGAGAGAGAAUCGAACGCGCAUCAACUGCUUUGCAGUUACAACUAACGAAGUGGGACGUCUUAGCUUCGUCUAAUGUCGGGUUUGAAAUGAUCAUUCCUACUUUGCUUGAGCUUUUAGAGAAGGAAGGAUAUAUAUUUGAGUUUGGCGAUAAAGCCGAGUUAUUUCGACUUCGUGCAGUAAAGCUCAAACAUUUCUCUCCAGAGUUGCUCUAUGGGACGAGUAAACACUCGCUUAUACACUCCCUUGAAGCAUUCAUUGGCAAGGUUGAUUUUGACCAAGUAGCUCACCACAAGGUCCAUGGCUCGAUGAUGGCAUCUCCUUCCUCGACAGCGGCCUACUUGAUGAAUAUCUCGACUGGGAAUGACGAGGCUGAGGAAUACCUUCGACAUGUCCUCAAUGCGUCCCCAAAUGGAGAUGGGGGUGUCCCCAGCGCCUAUCCAUCCACUUAUUUUGAGUAUACUUGGAUUGUCUCAACCCUCCUUAAAUCUGGAUUCUCGCAUUCGGACCUAGAAUGUCCCGGGUUCAACGAGAUUGCUGAGACAGUAUCUCAAGCUUUCCGAAAUCAGAAUGCAGUAAUUGGAUUUGCGCCUUCUUUGAAUCCAGAUGUCGAUGACACAUCCAAAGGCAUAUUGGCUUUGAGCUUAUUAGACCAUAUGGACUACGAAACCGUUCCUCUAGAUCAGAUGAUCUCUAUGUUUGAGGCAGACACACAUUUCCGCACUUAUCCCAGGGAGAGAGACCCGAGCUAUAGUGCAAAUUGCCAUGUGCUACUAGCUAUACUUCACCAUCCGAACAAAGCCCUAUACGCAAACCAAAUCAGGAAGAUAUCCCAGUUCUUGUGUGAACAGUGGUGGACAACUGACGGUAAAAUCCGUGACAAAUGGAACCAUGCUUGCCUUUACCCGUUCCUCCUCUUAGUAGAAGCUUUUACAGAUCUGCUAGCAUUAGUGGAUGAUGACACGAUGCUGGACCUCCUGGACUCAGAGUUGCAAUCCAGGGUGUCUAUCACUCUAUUUCAAUCCUGCUUGCGAACAAUGCUACUACAGAAGGAGGACGGUUCUUGGGAAGGUUCAGUAGAAAGAACCGCAUAUGGUAUUCUCAUCUUAUGCGCAGCCCGUCGUUUGAUCUUUUUCGAAGACAUCCAGGAAGCGGUCGAUUCUGCUAUCAAGGAAGCCAUUGAUUUCAUGCUCUCAGCAGGCGAAGCAACAGAACUGUCAGAUCAUCCCUGGAUAGAGAAAGUCAGCUAUAGGUCCCCAUUUCUUACGGAGUCGUAUGUGUUGGCAGCGCUGAAAGCGUUCACUACCCCGAUACCCCGACCCAGAAUAGAAUAUAGGAGCUGGGACCCUACUAUACGCAAGCAAAUGCAACCGUGCGUGCACAUUUUCAAGGCGACACCGUUAUUCUCCGACCUGCCGGACUGGAAGAUUCACGCUUCUCUGACAGAAGCCUUGCUUUUCCGGCAGAAACUCGAUCGUCUCCGAUUACAGAUCUUCCCUAGGGAGGAUAUGGAGACAGAUAAAUACUUUGCUCUUAUUCCCUUCACCUGGACGGCUUGCAAUAACCGCUCAUUCACGUUUGCCUCAACAUCACUCCUUUUUAAGAUGAUGAUAAUCUCCUUCCUCAAUUAUCAAGUCGACGAAUAUAUGGAAGGCGUUAUCGCACUCCAACUUGGCGGCUCUGUGGAGAACGCUCGAAAGGAGAUCGGGAAUCUAUUUAUUAGCGACGUCCCCGAUCUUGAGAAACCCAUGGACGGAAGGCUGUCACAGUUCGUCAAGCAUGUCCUGGCGGACGAAGAUGUUGUGAAGGCUAGCUGCUGGGACCGCAAACAUCUCGAACAGCAACUACGCGCAUUCCUUCUUGCACAUGUUGAUCAAAUCGAGGACAAUCUUUCUUUCGGGACCCAGUCAGACAAGGAUAUAUAUAGCUCGGCGUCCCGAACAUUCCACAACUGGGUACACACCACGUCGGCAUGCCAUACGUCAUGUCCUUAUUCCCUCGCCUACCUGUCGUGCUUGAUUUCUGCUUCUCUGUCUCGAGGCGCGGACUGUUUCCCGACCACAUGUCAGAAAUAUCUUGCCGGGGACGCCUGCCAGCACUUGGCGACAAUGUGUAGGAUGUAUAACGACAUUGGAUCGAUUGCGCGAGAUCGGGAGGAAGGGAAUUUGAACUCAGUAGAUUUUCCCGACUUCAGCUCUACGAACAUGACACCUGCGUUGGAAAAGCGCAGCACCAUCGACGACAGGAAGCAUACGUUAUUUGAGUUGGCGGAGUAUGAGCAAACCGCGCUUGAAGAAGCCCUUAGGCGCCUUCGAAAAGAAGCUGAGAUGCCAGGGAUUCCGCCAGCGGUUGCUAGGGCAGAGCAACGUAAAAUGGCCAUCUGGGACAUGUUUGUUGACGUGACAAAUCUUUACGGGCAGAUUUACGUGGUUCGCGACAUGUCAAUUCGAAUCAAGCCAAAGUAG